AUGCUUUACAGGAAAUAUCUCGUAUUCGCCAUUACUCUUUUUGCAUCAACAGCACCUUUGGGAGAUGCACGGGCUAUUGACAUCACUCGUCCGCUGGCAAGAGGAUGUGGUUCAAUCCUCAGUGCGGCCAAACAAGCGCUGUUCGAACAAGAUUUCCGCUCCCACCGAAUCGUCUCGUCAUCGCGUACGGGUCCUAUCACCAUCCAAACCUAUUUCCAUGUCAUUUCCAAGGACGACACGGAAGCUGGAGGAAACAUCAGCGACGAGGCCAUCGACAGGCAGAUGCGCACCCUCAAUACUGCGUACAGGUCAAGUGAAAUCACCUUCAACUUGACCAAGAUCACCAGGACCAGCAACGAACGUUGGUUCAGACAAGUUGGACCCAGCAACGCUGAGAUAGAGGCGGAGAUGAAGGACACGUUGCGAGAGGGAGGCGCAGACGCUCUCAACGUCUACACUGUCGGUUUCGAAGUUGGCGACAUUGGCUUGCUUGGCUAUGCAACCUUCCCUCAUGAAUACAAAGCCUUCCCCAACGAUGAUGGUGUUGUCGUUCUUCAUAGCACUCUGCCCGGUGGUACCACCCAGAAUUACAACCUCGGCCAUACUCUGACUCACGAGGUCGGCCACUGGGUUGGCUUGUAUCACACCUUCCAAGGAGGUUGCACUGGACCCGGAGAUGAAGUAGACGACACCCCUGCUCAGUCAAGCCCUUCCACCGGAUGCCCCGUUGGACGUGACUCUUGCCCAGGUGGUGGCUUGGAUCCCAUCGACAACUUCAUGGACUAUUCCUUCGAUAGCUGCAUGGCCCGCUUCACCCCCGGUCAAGUCACGCGUAUGCGCGAUCAGCUCACCACUUAUCGCCUUCCACGGGACAACUCGCCCAAGGUUCCCACCAAGCCCACAUUCCCCUCCAUCCCCCUUCCUCCGAUCCUUCAACCACCGACCUCUGGUACCAGCGAGUCCGCCAUUGCCGCACCUGUCCAAUCCGAGCCGGCUCCCGCUCCCUCUGCUCAACCCGAGCCAAUCGCCGCACCUGAACCAGUUCAACCCGAGCCAGUUCCCGCUCCCGAGGCUAGUAUCCAGCCCGAGCCAAUCCCCGUCCCCGAGUCUGUUCAACCCGAGCCAGCUCCCACCUCCGCACCUGUCUCGCCCACCGACCUGAGCGACUCGAAAUUGGAUGACUGCCCUGCCCCUAGCCCUUCCACCGUCACUGUGACGAACUUUGUCACGGUCACGGUUCCCGCUACUCCCCCUUCUGCCACUCCCGAGCCGAGCUUGGUCUAA
Messenger RNA from Coprinopsis cinerea okayama7#130, 1284 nucleotides. Its product is annotated as metalloprotease. Lineage: Eukaryota; Fungi; Basidiomycota; Agaricomycetes; Agaricales; Psathyrellaceae. The coding region runs from base 1 to 1284 and encodes 427 amino acids. The record is from RefSeq and is a predicted model, not a curated record. The transcript is spliced from 4 exons. Gene Ontology annotation, molecular function: metallopeptidase activity.